CGCCUUUUCAUGAAACACGAUCGUGAGCUGGACAUGCAAGGUCGUUCACUAUAGAAGGACCCUCAUAUACAGGCUGUUGAAGAUAUGUUUGUACUGUCCAUAAUCAAAGAUACUAUUGCAAUUCUGCCAGCAAACUUUGGUGUGCCUUCAGCACAAGCUCUCAUUUCCGAAAUAAACAAAAAAUACGCCAAUAGAGUCCUCCAUGACGUAGGGCUGUGUAUUUGCGCGUUCGACCUGGUAGAAGCCGGUGAAGGAAAAGUACGAUACGGAGAUGGGUGUUUAUGGUAUAAAGUCAGGUUUAGAAUGGUCGUUUUUCGACCAUUCGCGUCGGAAGUGAUCCUUGCUAAAGUGAAGUCAUCAGACGAAGAUGGCAUUCGAUUGAGCGUAGGAUUUUUCGACGACAUUCAUGUACCUCUAACAUAUCUACCGCAACCAUCCGCUUUUGACCCAAAUGAGCGUGCUCAUUUCUGGCUACCAGACUCAGAGGCAACAACCGCGCACGAGCUUUUGGAAUCUGCAACGGCAGACCGGAUGUACAUCGAUCAAGGGGAAGUAGUGCGGGUUCGCAUUGAGGCUGACGAAUUUUAUGACGACGAACCUGGUCCGCCAAAAGCAUCGGAAGGUAUUGCAGUAAAACGAGAGUCCCGGCGCGCACCAUAUAGCAUAAUUUGCUCUAUCGCAGAACAGGGACUCGGGCCUGUCCCGUGGUGGAAGAGCGCCCAGCCUGAUGGCGAUGCUAUGGACGAGGAAUGAUUCGCUUUUUACAUUCGACUUUCAAUAAUAGUGAUUGUUGGAACUCUAAUACAGGUCUUAAAUAUGGUAUCCGAGUCUCCCCCGUAGUUAAUGACACAUCCGUAGGUGCUGGAGAGAGUUUUAUUCUGGAUGAUUGAAUGAGCUCAAAUCAAUGCAACCCAGUCUCUCCAGUUCGUCCGUAAUUAAAGCUUACCUGGAUAUUGCGGCCGCAUCAGAGCGUUCCCAUCACUGUCCAAUUUUCUCAAUAUAAUAGUACUUGUUUAGAUUAUCCGCUGGAGAUUAAUGGAAAUCCGUG
Molecule: messenger RNA, 1048 nt
Organism: Suillus bovinus
Lineage: Eukaryota; Fungi; Basidiomycota; Agaricomycetes; Boletales; Suillaceae
Product: RNA polymerase III subunit Rpc25-domain-containing protein
Exons: 6
Coding region: 85-753 (222 amino acids)
Biological process (GO): DNA-templated transcription; transcription initiation at RNA polymerase III promoter
Cellular component (GO): RNA polymerase III complex
Source: RefSeq, a predicted model, not a curated record